UUAUUUUGUAGCUAUCCCUUGAACAACAGUGAUCUGCAUCAGUUCAACAUUGAGGAGAAUGGUGGAACACCAUAUAGCGCAAAAAUACCUGCAAGGCACCACCACCACCACCGUCAUCACCACCACCACUCUAAUUAUGGCGCCCUUGCUCCCGACAGCAAAGACAUUGUUUCUGGAGUUCCAAAUCCAAAUAGCAUCUUUUUAGAAUUGAGCUCAGGACUUCCCCUUCUUUAUGAUGAAACUUCUCAUCUGAAGAAAAUAGAAACCGAGAGUGUGAAGGUAGUUGGACCAUGGCCAGCCCUGCACGUCAGCAUGAACAAGGGUGAAGAGAAAAAGGUACCUGAAAAGACUCUUCAUGCCCCUGUUUCACCUUCCUCUGUACCUGAUCAUAUGAAGUGCAACAUCCUUAAAGCUCAAGUAGAAGCUGCUUUUAGAGUAGGCACCCAGCUGGAGAAUCAAACUACAGCGUGCAUGGGGAUGCUUGGAACCGAAUCCAGGAGCACACUGCUGCAGACACCACAGGCUGUGAAAGAAGAGACCUCUUUUGUAAAUCCCAGUAAGACCUCCAGCCUGCAGGACCCUAAUGUAAGAAGUCCAGCUCCAGUGCGACCUGAAACUACGCCAUCAACUGGCCCUACAGAAAAGCAGGAAAUUAAAGUUUCUCGUGUGAGGAAGUUAACAAGACAGUAUAGCUUUGAUGAAGAUGACCUUCCACCAGCACUGGCGGCAGCAGCAGCAUCAACCUCUGUGUCUUCAGCAUCUCCCGGGUCACAGAAAACUUGUACACCACAGACGUCAGAAGGACAAACGCAGGUUUCACCUGGUGGCAAGAGUUCCACAGAUGCUGGGAGUACUUUUGCUUUGGAGCCAGGUGACCUUCUGAUGGAUUUCACAGAGGCCACACCUAUGAUAAAGACAUUCCCUGCUGAUACAUCUAAUCCUUUUUUCGAUCCUUUUACAACAGUACCACAGUUUUCUGCAGAAUUUACGGACAGCAAAUUGCAGUGCUGCGCGGUGCAGUCGUCGCCUAAGCUAUCGCCGGUCUCUCCUUCACCCGUCCUGAGAUCUUUGGCAGAGACUAUACCAACUCCAACGGUGCAGACAAUAUACACGUCACAUAAACCAAUUUCGCUGGCGGACAGCGCUGAGACUCUGAGGCGUGAACUUGAGAGAGAGAAAAUGAUGAAAAGACUCUUGAUGACAGAAUUAUGAAAUUCUCGCUUCCGUCAGAUGGAGAAUGGAUUGGGGCCUUUCAUGUGCCUUCUGUCUGUUUACAUUCCUCUGCUUCUGUGUACUCAACAUAAUGCAUCGGGAAAACGUGUGAUAAUCCUGACUCGCCUGGAUUCACCACGGUCGGUUAAAAUUAAGUCUCGGCUAGACUUUAACUUGAAGGAGUUCCUUUAUUCGUUUGCUGCUGGGAAAUAAACCUUCAAUCCUUUGUCUCUCCUGAGAUUUUAUACUAUUAACACAGUUAAUUUCAGGUUUGGUUUUGGUAAAUCUAGGGCAAAAAGGAUCAGCGAGGAGCAUACUGAUUUCUAUUGGGAAACACUGUUCUGUACAUAUGUUAAUAAGUGCACAGAAAUUAAUGUUAUGCAGAAUAUUUUGAUAGUAACAUAGAAAAUAUGUCAUUUUGUACAACUGAAAAUUGCAAUGAGCUACUGCUAUUUGUUAAAGAAUCAUUUUUAAAGCAGAAGAAUGAUUAUUACAUCCUAACCCCAGGACUGUUAGUCUCCACAGAAAAACGAAUGGUUGUCUUAUUAAAUUCCUAACCUUAACCUUUACUCAGAGAUAUAAAUAGCUGCAAGGGGGAGGACACCCCUCCGUACAGGUAUACGCACCCAACGCUCCCCAUAGUCCGCCAUCUUGACCUAAACCUGAAACUAAAUCUUACUUUAUUUCCAUUAAAGAUAAAAAAAACAAACUGUUGUUUAAAGUAAUUUGCUACUGACUUUCUAGCUUGAUACUGACUUUUUUUAACUCAGUGGGAAGUUUUAACUUCUCCAGGUUGCCUAGGCACGAGGGCCUGCCCACACUCAGAGGGCUUCUGCCCUGCGCUGGAGGUUGCAGAGCCGCAUCAGCGUGGGCACAGCUUAUACAGGGAGGGUGUUUUCCCUCCUGGAUAGACAAACCACCUUCCUGACCAGCAGUAAUGGAUGGCUCACAUUAAAAAAUAACAAUAGUUUGUGGCCUUGCUGUGUCUCUACCCAUUUUUCACACUACUAAUCAGCACAUCCCUAGGGGCAAGGCCUUGAAGGUUGGCUUCACACAUGCAGGCCGCCUGCGCUUGUGGUGGAAAUGUCUCAGGCACAAGGUUCAGUGGUGGGUGUUCCCCUGUCAGCAGGACCUCAAGGAGUGUGUUUAUGGCAUGCAGGUAAUGCAACCAACAGGUUCCUAUUUAAAAAUAAAUUUUAAAAAAUAGUUCUCCAUUUCCCUGUGUUCAGCAGUGCAGGGUUUUCUACAAAGCCACCACCAACUGACCGUCAGCUACAAGGUACUAUUCCAACAGGAAAGCUUUUGUGCGUUUUGUGUGGCUGAAGAUGUUUUUUUUUCUGUUACUCUGUACACUGUGUUCUCUAGUUUGUAUUAAGAUAAAAGAUCGUCCUUAA
This is a messenger RNA of Oxyura jamaicensis (ruddy duck), 2606 nucleotides long. RefSeq names its product band 4.1-like protein 4B. The record is from RefSeq and is a predicted model, not a curated record. The coding region runs from base 313 to 1212 and encodes 299 amino acids. Lineage: Eukaryota; Metazoa; Chordata; Aves; Anseriformes; Anatidae. The transcript has 11 exons.